Molecule: messenger RNA, 1914 nt
Organism: Callorhinchus milii (elephant shark)
Lineage: Eukaryota; Metazoa; Chordata; Chondrichthyes; Chimaeriformes; Callorhinchidae
Product: metal cation symporter ZIP8
Exons: 8
Coding region: 256-1638 (460 amino acids)
Biological process (GO): zinc ion import across plasma membrane; intracellular zinc ion homeostasis
Cellular component (GO): membrane
Molecular function (GO): zinc ion transmembrane transporter activity
Source: RefSeq, a predicted model, not a curated record
AGGAAACCAAUAAAACUGAGAGAAGUAUUUAACUGAAGUUGCAUAAGAUAGUUUUUACUUCUAAAAGAAUGAAGAAGAGUGAAGCUGGAGAAUAGAAUUUUGUUCGUCCUGUAGUUAAAAGGAACUGUUUUUCUAUUGACUUGGCAGUGCUUCAGGUUAUGCUCAAUUGGAUUACACUGUUGUGUUUGAGUGAGUUUCUGUGUGAAUGAAAUUUUGUUGGUCUCUUCACUGCUGUGUUUAGAAGUCGUUUGUGCAAUGUUUGCCUUAGCUGCUUACAGUAUAUUAUUCAUUAACUCUGUGCUCAGUCAAAAUGUUGCUCCAAAGGCAUUCGUUGAGGACAUCCUUAACCAAUAUGGUAACGAUGAAACACUCACUGCAAAGCAACACCACAAACUACUGGAUAAAUUGGGAAUUGUCAAUGUGCAAAAAACAGAUGCAGACGCAUUGGAGGACAUCAUAAAAUCACGGAUAAAGUGCUUGUCCUCUGCAAAAACAUUACACCUGAGGGAGCAGAAUGCCUCAAAUCAAGUGUUGCCCAAAGAUUGGAGAAAUAUCUACAAUACUAUUCUACAGAAAACAGUGGUUGAGUCUUCACGCAUCUCAAGUGAGACAGUAAAGAAAAAGCCAUCUGCCACCGAAGUGUGGGGUUUCGGGUUCCUGACUGUCACUAUCAUCAACCUUACCUCCCUGUUUGGUGUUGCACUUAUUCCUCUCACCAAAAAAACAUAUUUUCCAAAGGUUAUGAUCUGCUUUAUGGGCCUAGCCAUUGGGUCAGUUUUCUCCAAUGCUAUUUUACAACUUAUUCCAGAGGCAUUUGGACUUAUGCCCCAAGACAAUGAUUAUAUUUUGAAAUCAGUGGUUGUGCUUGGUGGAUUCUAUCUCCUUUUCUUCAUAGAGAAGAUACUUAAAAUAUUACUUCAGCCUGAUGAGCAACACCACAGUCAUUUUAGGCUUCCUGAUCAACAAGCUUCUCAUGAGAAGAAUGGUGGUAUUUCGAUGGUGAUCCAGACAAAUAUAAUUUCUAAUCCUGGCAAUGACACCAUAGUAUUAGAGAGUCCAGUGAAUCACUCGUGGAAUGAAAACAAUAUUGCUACUCAGGAAGCACAGUCACAGCAAUCCAGUCCAUGGUUUAGGAGAACUAAAUUAUCUGAAAUCUCUGCUUUAGCCUGGAUGUUAACAUUGAGUGACGGUACCCAUAACUUCAUUGACGGCCUUGCCAUUGGUGUUUCAUUCACAGUAUCCAUAGCGCAGGGGUUCAGCACGUCUAUUGCAAUACUGUGUGAGGAAUUUCUUCAUGAGCUGGGAGAUUUUAUGAUCCUUUUGAACUCAGGUAUGACUAUUCCCCAGGCUCUAACGUUCAACUUUCUGACAGCGUGUUCCUGUUACCUCGGUUUGACGUUAGGCAUAGUAGUAGGAAACAACUUUGCUCCAAACUACAUCUUCGGGCUGGCUGGAGGAAUGUUCCUGUACAUCUCUCUGGCUGAUAUGUUUCCAGAGAUGAACCAACUCGGUAAAGAACUAGAAACUGGAAGAAAAUCAGAAAUAAUAAUAUUUGUUAUCCAAAAUGUUGGUCUGUUUACUGGAUUCAGUCUUAUACUCUUGAUAACUUGGUUUGCUGGUGAUAUCAAAUUAGGCUAGGCAAGUAAUAACCUAAAAUGACACUUUAAGUUUUAAUCAUGUUAAUGUGUAAAUCAUGUCACUAAUUAUCUGCUCCCUUGUUCUGUAGGUCAAGGUGUUAUAUAAUAUCAUGUUAAAUAGAUAAUGAUGAUCCCAGCAUUUGGUAUAAUGGCAUUGGUAAUAUUUCCGUAAAAUGCUGUGCUUAUCAGACUCAACCACUGCUUCCUGGGCACUCAGCCAUAUAUGACAAUUUAAAACAAAGUUGAGACAGAAUAAUUCUGUGUGUUCAUCUACAAA